AUGAACCAAUCGACUAGACGAAAGGAUAGUAACGGAAGUUAUGAUGGACACGCUGCGAACGAUAAUACUCAUGCUGAAGAACAACCCACUGCAAGAACCGCUUUAGAAUCCACGUUUUUUGAAGAAUGGAAGGAUCAUCAUGAGGAAGUUGAAGACAGUAGCGUCAUAACGUUUGAUCUUAUGACCAGAAAUGCAUUACAUUUGAAAGACGAAGAGUCCGGAUCUUUUAGGUCUUAUUGUGCCUCGCCAACGACAUCUCGUUCAUCCUUAAGAACGAGCUCAAGGCUAUCAGAAGUGCAGAUUCAUGAAACCGGAAAUUCACGAUAUGAAAGAGUGCUGGAAGAGCUUACGAUCAAUAAAUUGAACAUUUCUUCUCUUGGCGUAGUUGGGAGAAAUAAAGAAAAAUGGGUUCUUCAAAAUUGCUUUGAACGAUUAUGCCAAGGCAAGGAUGGGGAGUAUGUCCAUGAAUUGGUAUUGAUCAAGGGGUACAGCGGAAUCGGAAAGUCAGUACUGGCACGGACGAUACAAAAAAAGGUUGAAACUUCCAGCGGCGUCUACGUAGAGGGCAAGUACGAAUUCACCUCAACUGAUGAGCCUUAUUCCGGCAUAUCGCAAGCCUUUGGCAAAUUGUGCAACAAAUUCAAAGAUUGCCCUUCCGAAACACGGAAUAAAAUAUCAAGCGCAAUCAAGGAGAAUCUGAGGGAAGAGGCCUUCAUGCUGAUGGGAAUGAUUCCUGAAAUCAGUGUCUUUCUCGAUUGUGACGAAUCGCGUUCAACAGGCCUUGGCUGCAUCACCAUUCCUGGAGGAAGAGAGCACGAACGAUGGAAGUAUGCCUUUCGGACAUUCACUCGAAUCCUUGGGUCACACUUUUCUCCCAUCGUGAUGGUACUGGACGAUCUUCAGUGGGCUGAUAUAUCAUCACUCGACAUUCUGGAUCACUUAUUGUCCGACUUUCAGAACCCACAUCUUCUUAUGAUAGUCGGCUGCUAUCGAUCAAAUGAAGUCGAUGAAAAUAGUAUCCUUUUCAAUCGGAUACAAACACUGGAAGGAAAGUGCCAAAAAGGCAUCUUUCGUCUCACUGACAUUGAGCUUCAAAACUGUGACGUCGAUUCAGUGAACAAGAUUAUCAUGUCAAUGAUGGAUAUCGAUGACGAGUCAGAGACCCGAGAAUUGGCUGAAGUUUGCUUCAAGCGCACGCUAGGCAAUCCAUUCUUCUUAAUCGAAUUCAUGAGAAUGCUCCAUAGUGAAGGCUGUCUCGAAUUUAGUCUAGGAUUGUUGAAAUGGAAAUGGGAGGUAGCGAAGAUCGAAAAUAUGACCAUGUCCACAGACAAUGUUGUGGAUCUCCUCAAAAGUCGAAUGAGCAAAUUAUCAAAUAAUGUGCAGCUACUCUUGCAGUAUGCAGCAUGUCUGGGGGCGUCUUUCUCUAUUUCCAUUCUGGAGUUCGUUUGGAACGAAUACUCCAGGGCGUUACGGUUUGGUGCGGAAGGUGGCAAUGUUGAAAGCAUGAUGAAGACUGCGCAGAACGUGCAACUCGUGGAAUCAUGUGGUGCGGGUGAACUACGCUGGGUGCACGACAAAGUUCAAGAGGCUGCCCUGUCCCUGUCAAACUUGGUCACCCCUUCAUUCCGAUGUAGCAUUGGUAUGUUUUUGUUUCAUGGUCUGGAUCCGAUACAGCUUGAAAAGCAGGUAUUUGAAGUGGCAGACCUUGUCAACAAAGGAGGCGUCACUGGGUUAUUAGAUGUUGCAGUGCUGAAUCUUCAGGCCGCCGAGAAGGCACGCAAAAUAGCAGCCCUGCAGAGUGCCGCAAAGUAUGCGGAGUUUGGAAUCGCGCAGCUUCCCAUGGGAAAGUGGAAACUACACCGAGGGCUUACGUUACAGCUUUAUUCUCUUGGUGCCGAAGUGGAGUAUGCCCUCGGGCACAUUAACAAGGCGGAAGAGUACAUUGCGAUUAUUCUGAAUCGAGAGGACUUGACGGCUAUGGAAACACUGCCGUUGAAAAAGAUGAAAGCUCAGAUCCUAGCGACAGCUCAUUUGCGAUGGCAUGAAGCUUGUGAUUAUGGUCUUGUCAUUUUGAAGGAUCUUGGAUACAACUUCGUGUGGAGUCGUGCUUUGGUUCCUGUGCAAAUGUUAAUGGCCAUAAAGAAUCUCGCCAAACGAGUGAAGAAAGUCAAGGUCGAAGAUGUGGAGAAUAUGAAGGUCAUUAAAGACGAGAAGCAACGUGCCAUCAUCGAUAUACUGAAGCUUAUGAAGCAUCUUACGUACAGUGCCAAUACACUCCCACUUUGUUUUCUUUGUGUCUGCAAAGUGAUUGAAAUGACACUGGAUCAUGGCCUCAGUCUGUGCUCUGCAGAUUGCUUCGCGACUUUUGGCGGUGUACUGAUGUUUCUUUUCAAGGAUCAUGCAGCAGCUUCCCACGUCUGUGAUUUGGCUUUUGCCUUUCAGAACAGAAGCGGACGGCGGCAUAUUGCUGAUACUAUGCACGGCGCAUGGGCUUUUGUUCUGGUGCAAACCAAACCCCUACAUGAAGGCCUCCAUCUGACGAUGAAAGGAUACUCCGAAGGAGUAAGAGACGGUGAUCCUUUGGAUUCUACCAAUUGUCUCAUCAAUCGUUUCGUGCUGCUUCCGUACAUGAUGGGCCGUUCGCUUGAGUCAAUCAUUGAGCAAUUUCCAAAGAUAGCUCCACAGUUGGAAGAAUCUGGAAUCACAAACAACAUACUCACAUUGAAGGUUUGGUGGCAAAUGAUGCUGAAUCUGCAAUUACCGUCAGUGAGGACCGCGACAAGACUGGAAGGAGAGAAGUUCCGUCAAUCUGAGGAGAAAGCUGAAAGCAACAUGUAUAUUGGUAAUGUGAAUCUUGCGAUUGGUGAAUUAUUGCUAUUCUUUGGGGAACACGAGGAACGGGCAAAGCGUCUACUCGGGGAAGAGAAGGGAAAGACGUAUUCAGAGCUUGUUCAGGGAUAUCCUCCGCACGGGAUCGAGACGUUCCAUCGUGGCAUCACCUGGUAUGCCAUGGCUCGAAAGACUGGCAAACGAAAGUACCAGUGCAGGGCCGCCAAAGUGAGAAAGGAGAUUACAAAAUGGGUGAAAAAGGGAAACCCAAACGCAAAGGAUUAUGAUCUUUUCCUGAGAGCAGAGCAGGCAGUAUUGGACAAGAAAUACGACAAGGCAAACACAUUUUACAAAAAGGCAAUUGUUCAUGCUGCUCGGAUAGGUCACCUUUCCCACGUUGCAUUGUACAACGAGAGGUUUGCUGAGUAUCGACUUGAGGUACACGGAGACGGGGACGACUACGAGUACUAUAUGACAGAAGCUAUGCGGUAUUAUGCUGAAUGGGGUGCGCACGGCAAGGGCGAUCUGUUGAAACACGAACUUUACAAAAUUCAUGAUGCUUGA
Cylindrotheca closterium is the source of this 3393-nucleotide messenger RNA. The record is from the annotation of a GenBank genome assembly. NCBI's taxonomy places the organism in Eukaryota, Bacillariophyta, Bacillariophyceae, Bacillariales, Bacillariaceae.